CCUUCAAGCCCUCACCCAAUCAGUACCUCACUGACUCUCUCUCUCUCUCUCUCUCUCUCUUUCUAUUUUCUGUUUGUUUCUAGGGAAAAUUAGAAAAAGAAAAUGGGUGUGGUGAGUGUUUCUACUUGCAUUGCCACUCUACUAAUCUCGCUAAUGUGGGUGGCUGAAGCAAGAAUUCCGGGCGUCUACACCGGUGGCGCAUGGCAAGGCGCUCAUGCCACCUUCUACGGUGGCUCCGACGCCUCCGGAACCAUGGGUGGGGCUUGUGGAUAUGGAAAUCUAUACAGCCAAGGGUACGGAGUUAACACCGGAGCCCUGAGCACGGCACUGUUCAACAAUGGCCUCAGCUGCGGAGCCUGCUUUGAGAUCAAGUGCUCAAACGACCCCAGAUGGUGCCACUCUGGAAGUCCAUCAAUUUUCAUCACUGCCACUAACUUUUGCCCUCCCAAUUUUGCCCAACCAAGUGACAAUGGCGGAUGGUGCAACCCUCCUAGGCCCCACUUCGACCUCGCCAUGCCCAUGUUCCUCAAGAUUGCCGAGUACAGAGCUGGGAUCGUCCCUGUUGCCUACCGUAGGGUGCCGUGCCGGAAGCGGGGAGGAAUCAGGUUCACGAUCAACGGCUUCCGUUACUUCAACCUGGUUCUGAUCAGCAACGUCGCGGGCGCAGGGGAUAUCGUGCGGGUCAGCGUGAAAGGCGCCAGGACUGGCUGGAUGAGCAUGAGCCGCAACUGGGGCCAGAACUGGCAGUCGAACUCCGUUUUGGUUGGUCAGUCGCUGUCCUUCCGGGUCACAGGCAGUGACCGACGCACCUCCACCUCCUGGAACAUCGUCCCGGCCAACUGGCAGUUCGGUCAAACAUUCACCGGCAAGAACUUCAGAGUCUGAAAAACCAACCCCAAAAGUCAACAUAUUUUUUAUGAUUUUCCCGCCACUUUAAAGAUUUUUCUACUAGAUGCUGUUUUUGACUAGGGGUGUUGGAGAAUGUGAGAGUGCUUCAGGGGCAAGUUUGACUUUUUGUUUGGUGGGAUUUGGUGUGACUUUUGUGAGUGGUUGUGAUGUGUAGUAAUAUGGGUAUAACAAAGUAACUAAGUGAAAGGGGUAAUUUGGGAAUUAAAUUUGUAGGAGGAGGAGAGGUUGAGGCGGCUGCAGAGAAUUUGUAGCCCGCACCAUAUUAAUAUUUUGCUAAAAUUAAAGUUGUAAUAUAUUCAUAUCCUCAUUAUAUAUUUAUAUAUGCAUGAGAUGUGUAUUUGUAGUAA
This is a messenger RNA of Pyrus x bretschneideri (Chinese white pear), 1256 nucleotides long. RefSeq names its product expansin-A4. Lineage: Eukaryota; Viridiplantae; Streptophyta; Magnoliopsida; Rosales; Rosaceae. Gene Ontology annotation, biological process: plant-type cell wall organization. The transcript is spliced from 3 exons. Bases 103 to 885 code for a protein of 260 amino acids. Gene Ontology annotation, cellular component: extracellular region. The record is from RefSeq and is a predicted model, not a curated record.